Messenger RNA from Candoia aspera, 2626 nucleotides. RefSeq names its product syntaxin 12 (gene STX12). Lineage: Eukaryota; Metazoa; Chordata; Lepidosauria; Squamata; Candoiidae. The record is from RefSeq and is a predicted model, not a curated record. The transcript has 9 exons. Gene Ontology annotation, molecular function: SNARE binding; SNAP receptor activity. Gene Ontology annotation, cellular component: postsynaptic recycling endosome; synaptic vesicle membrane; SNARE complex. Gene Ontology annotation, biological process: intracellular protein transport; vesicle fusion; vesicle-mediated transport. The coding region runs from base 157 to 969 and encodes 270 amino acids.
CGGGCCUGCCUGGUGCGCCUGCGCAGCUGUGGAGGCGUCGGCAGUGUCCCGGUUUGACAGAUAAAUAACAUAUUUUGGCCUUCUCGUUUGGGGGUUGUACUUUUUUGCUGUGGUUUCUGGUUUUUUUUUUCCUUCCCCGGGGCUUUAGAGUUAACUAUGUCGUACGGGCAGUUACAGACCUACCGGCCUGGGGGGCUUCCGCCUCGGGACUUCAGCACCAUUAUCCAGACCUGCAGCACCAAUAUACAGCGCCUGGCACAAUGCACUUCUCAGAUAAAGAAUUUGAUGAAUCAGUUAGGGACCAAGCAGGAUUCUACCAAACUGCAGGAAAACUUACAACAGUUGCAACAUACAGCAAACCGGCUUGCCAAAGAGACCAAUGAAUAUCUGAAGGAGUUGGGUUCCCUCCCACUGCCCUUAUCUUCCUCAGAACAGCGCCAGCAGAAACUUCAGAAGGAGCGUUUGAUGAAUGACUUUUCUGCAGCCUUAAAUAAUUUUCAAGCAGUGCAGAGAAGAGUCUCCGAGAAAGAAAAGGAAACUGUUGCCAGGGCAAGAGCUGGCUCUCGUUUCUCUGGAGAGGAGAGACGCAGGGAAGAGCAGCUGGUCUCAUUUGACAGCAAUGAAGAAAGAGAUCAGAUGCAGACUCAAGAAGAUGUAGCAAUAACAGAAGAAGAUCUUGAGUUAAUAAAGGAGAGAGAAACUGCCAUUAGGCAAUUAGAGGCAGAUAUCUUGGAUGUGAAUCAGAUUUUUAAAGAUUUGGCUAUGAUGAUCCAUGAUCAGGGAGACAUGAUUGAUAGCAUAGAAGCAAAUGUAGAAAAUGCAGAAGUCCAUGUGGAAAGUGCCAAUGAACAAUUGCAGAGAGCUGCUUAUUAUCAGAAGAAAUCACGCAAGAAGAUCUGCAUCUUUAUUCUUGGCCUGGCUGUGGCUUGUUUAAUCUUGAUAAUAAUUAUCUGGCAGCUAGCAAAAUGAAAUAUCUCUGUGGAAUUAGAUACAAGAUAAAUAUUUCUGCCAGGAGACAAGCCUAAGGAAUGAGCAGAUUGAGGUGAGAUGGAACACAAACUGAUUUUCCAUUAGUAAUAAUAAUAUAAAAACUAACAUGAAGAUAACUAGUUCUUGGACAUAGUGAACCAUGAAGACCGUUCAUGUUAAUUUAUUUUAUGUAAUUAAACUUGUGGAGGGCUUUUUUGUUUUGUUUUGUUUUCCUGGAUAUUCCUGUCCCAAAUAUAAAGUAUUGAAGGAUGUGAUCAGUCAUCUAGAUUAGCUUGUUAAUUGCUGUAAGUACUACAGAUCUGUUUUUUUAACGUGUAUUGCUUUUAUAAGUGACUCGUUUAGGAAUAACUCCCAAGAAGUACAACAUCCCACUAACCAAGCAGUUUUCAGUGAUCCACACAGCUGUUCCAGAUGUGCAUCCCCAUGCAAAAAACUGCCACACUUAUUUGAAACAGCGGUUCCUGAGUUGCACUGUGUACUUCCAGAAGCUACUUUGAGUAUAGUCCAGUGGGCUGGGGAGAAAAUGGGACUUUCUGUAGCAUACAAAAAAGAGUUUUUCAACUUGUGAAAAGAGAAUGGCUCAAUUUUCUAAAAAAUACUAUAGCUAAUAUGAGACAUGUUGAAAACCCGUUUAGUAAUGAUUAGUCUAAAGAUAUUUAAAGUCCUGUUUCUCUCUGUUCCAUUUUUGUGGUGACUGUCAAUUGUUUAGUAGUAUGUCCAAAUAUCUUCUUGCUUAAUGAAGACGUUGUUGGAGAUGAGCCAUCCUACUGUCUCUUCCCAACUUUGUACCACUAGCACAUACAUUAAAUACUACAGCAUGUAACAUGUUGCAGCAGAGUCUGAAAUGAAAAGAUGGCGUAGAGAAGUUUAUGCAUCUUUUCUCUUAGGAUUUUGGUAAAUAUAUCUGUCCAACAGAAGAUUACUGGUUGGGAAUACCAAUUUCCUUCCUAGGCUGUCUGGGGAUAUUGCAGUCAAAUGUACUAGAAAAACAAAAUUUCCUGAAAGAAGAUUGCAGCAUAUUUUGGGCUGGUAUGGCUUCUGUCCUCCUUUAGGUGAAAAGAAUGAAUAUAGUGAAAAGAAUGAAUUCCCAUUUCCUCUUACAUUUGAAUGUGUAAAGUAGUUUGAUCCUGGCCUAUUGGAACCCUACUUGGGCUGAGACAAAACAUUUUCCAUAUUAGGACAGUAUUGGAAAAGUGCUUUUCUGAAUAAACAACAAAAGAAAGCUUUAAACCUUUUAUACCAAAGGAGGAUUAGAAGCACGCUAGUCUAAGAUUCACUAUGGUGUGUCUUAAUGGAAACCCAUGGGUUCCAUUUUAUGUCUGAUUUGGACUCUUUAAAUUGCUCAGAACUGAUACUUUAGUGAAAUUUCUGGGUGGGUAAUUUGGGUCAGAUACUCUUAAGAGAAAGUGCCUAUGGAAGGCCUGAAAUGUUGACUUGGUAACAUACUGUAUACAAGUAAUGUAUGUUUUUCUCCUGACGUGCUAUUUAUUAUUUAUUUUUUCUUGCAUUUUACAUAUUUAAAUGACUAAACUAUGAAAGCUGCGUGAAAAACGAUGCCCUUAGUUGCACAUCUUUCUUUGCACUAUUAUUCUAUCAUUCUAUCCAUUUCGGUAUCAAUAAACAUUUUUAGAUAUUU